UAACGUCACACGGACUACAGGGGAGUUUUGUUGAAGUUGCAAAGUCCUGCAGCCUCCAGAGGGCUGUCGGCGCAGUAGCAGAGAGCAGCAGACUCCGCGCGCUCCAGAGACCGGCAGUAGAGCGCGAGGCAGCGCGCGCCAGCAGCAGCCACCGGAGCCCAACCAGGACCACAGCCCUCCCCAGGCGGCCGCGCCAUGGAACACCAGCUCCUGUGCUGCGAAGUGGAGACCAUCCGCCGCGCGUACCCUGACACCAACCUCCUGAACGACCGAGUGCUGCGAGCCAUGCUCAAGACCGAGGAGACCUGCGCGCCCUCCGUGUCUUACUUCAAGUGCGUGCAGAGGGAGAUUGUGCCGUCCAUGCGGAAAAUCGUGGCCACCUGGAUGCUGGAGGUCUGCGAGGAGCAGAAGUGCGAAGAGGAGGUCUUCCCUCUGGCCAUGAACUACCUGGACCGUUUCCUGUCUCUGGAGCCCCUAAAAAAGAGCCGCCUGCAGCUGCUAGGGGCCACCUGCAUGUUCGUGGCCUCCAAGAUGAAGGAGACCAUUCCUUUGACCGCCGAGAAGUUGUGCAUCUACACUGACAACUCUAUCCGGCCCGAGGAGCUGCUGCAAAUGGAACUCCUUCUGGUGAACAAACUUAAGUGGAACCUGGCCGCCAUGACUCCCCACGAUUUCAUCGAACACUUCCUCUCCAAAAUGCCAGAGGCGGAUGAGAACAAGCAGAUCAUCCGCAAGCAUGCGCAGACCUUUGUGGCCCUCUGUGCCACAGACGUGAAGUUCAUUUCCAACCCGCCCUCCAUGGUGGCUGCCGGGAGCGUGGUGGCUGCAAUGCAAGGCCUGAACCUGGGCAGCCCCAACAACUACCUGUCCUGCUACCGCACAACGCACUUUCUUUCCAGAGUAAUCAAGUGUGACCCGGUCAAGGCCCUGGCCACUAGCCUCUGGCUAAACAAGGACCCCCUCCAUCUCCGCCUGCCUCUCCAGGACUGCCUCCGCGCCUGCCAGGAACAGAUUGAGGCCCUUCUGGAGUCCAGCCUGCGCCAGGCCCAGCAGAACAUCAACCCCAAGGCCACCGAGGAAGAGGGAGAAGCAGAGGGAGAGACUGACCUGGCCUGCACACCCACCGAUGUACGAGAUGUGGACAUCUGAGAGCCACCGGGCAGGCGGGUGCCACCAAGGAGUGGCAACCCGCGAUGAGGAAGGAGCCAGCCCGGGGUGCUCCUAAUGAUGUCCCUCUUGGGGACAUUUUGUUACCAGAAGGGGAAGUUUUGUUCUCUUUGUUGGUUGUUUUUCUUUAAUCUUUCUCCUUUCUAUGUGACUUAAGCAAAAGAGAAAAAAUACCUGAAAGCUGUCUUAAAGAGAGAGAGAGAGAGAGAGAGAGAGAGAGAGAGAGAGAUAGAAUUUGCAUCACCCUGAGUGUAGGGCAGAGGGGAUGCUACCAAAAUAGGAUUUUAUACCCCAGUAAUCAACUAGUUUUUUAUUAAUGUGCUUGUCUGUUGUAAGAAUAGGAUUAACACACAGGAAGUCUACAGAAGGAUUUUGAUUUUAUGUGUUUAAAAGGCUUAAGAAACAUUGCUUUAAAAAAGAAGGAAAAAAAGGCAAAUAGAGCAAACUUGUUGAAAUAGAAGAGAGUUUUAGGUAGAGAUGUACUCGCUUUGCUGAAAGGCACACCUCACUCCUGCUUGCUCAGUGCAGCCACUGCUAGUCACCUGUUUCCUGUGUUUUAUCCCAGGGAUGGGUAGACCUCUUCACCAGCAAUGCGACCUCUAGUGGUCUCGAGAUGUGUGGCACCCCCCCGGGCUCAUCUGUGCCCUCUCCUAACCUGCAGGUUCAUAGCAUCAGCCACACAGCGGUAGGUGUCCCACUCUAUGCAGUGUGCUCCAGUAGAGGGGAUAAGAUAGUGACAUCAUAUAUUCUAUUUUUGUAACCUUCCUAUUUUGUAGUUCCUGUUUAAAGAGACGCUGGUUUUUGCCUGGCGGCCCUGCAGCCCACUCACAUCAGGUUAAACCCACAGCUUUUCUUUCGUGUGUGUGGUUCUGUUUUGUUGUGUUUUCCUUCUCCGUGUUCCAAAUCAUUCCAUUUCAAAGCACUUUCGGUCAGCUAGCUGGAGGCAGUGUUGCUGGUAUGUGUGUGAGGGGGGAGUUCCUGAUGGAAUGGUUGGAGGAUAUCCACACAUUCAUUCAGAUGGCUGCACAGUGGGUGUGUGGCACAGUAGGGCUAGUAGCAUGGGGUGCUUGGGAAGUUUUGUUGGGUCAAGAAGAGAGAGCUCUGUUCUUGCACCGCCAGGAUCUGUCCUACAGAGGAGUUGAGUUUAAGGGAUCCUUUGGUGCCAGCUAGUGUUUGGAAGUAGGAACUAUGGUGGCGUUACCUGGACAGUGAGGAGAUUCUGGAUGACUUUUUUAAAGUCUUUCAUACAGGAGGCUUUUAAACACUAAAAUGUCUAAUUUAUACUUAAGGCUACAGAAGAGUAUUUAUUGGAAAGGUUGCCCAUGGCCAGUGUGAUUUUAUAAAGCAAUGUGAUCUCCCUUGAUUCAAACAUACACCUUCUGCCCUUGCUGGUGAAGGUUUAGUGCCAUGUUUGAGAGAUUGGUCUUUUAUGGGUAAGGGGGGCAUUUUCAAAAACUACAUAAAGACGGGCAUUUGGUUUGCUUAACUUUCCAAACCCAAACGGCCCCAUUGGAGAGCCAUCCAAACUGAGGAAAACUGGGGGGUCCCAAAUGAGUUGGAUUCCGGCACAUUCUUGCCGCUGCCACCCCUGUCCCCCACAACAGUAGGUAAUUCGUAUACCUGGUUCUGUGCUUUUCUAUUUAGGAAGUGUUGAAGGGAGGCGGGAGAGGACGCGAGGGAAGAAGUGUGGAGGGUAGGGACCACAUGGGACAGACUGCGGCUCCUGCUGCUACCGAUGACGCCCCACAUCCCAGACGUUCAGAACCAGACUUGUGUCGCUUUGUGUCUUUCACAUUGUUUUCGCUGCUAUUGGAGGGUCAGUUUUGUUUUGUUUUGUUUUGUUUUUUACAAUGUCAUAGACUGCCAUGUUCAAGUUUUAAUUUCCUCAUAGAAGAUUGUAUUUACAGAUGCCCUUUUUUUGUACUUUUUUUAAAAAAUUGUGAUCAAUUUUGGCUUAAUGUGAUUACCGCUGUAUUCCAAAAAAACAACAACAACAACAAAAAACCACCAGGUUCCUGUUCACAAUACCUCAUGUUUCACCUAGCCAUGCACGGGCCUAGCAGGCAGGUGGUCUGCCUCCAGAGACUGGUCUGGUGGGAUCAUCCUCCUACACCUGUCAUGCUGGGCCCUUCAUUUGAUCUGGGACAUAGAGCAUCACAGCAGUCGGGACAACUGUAUUUUUCUUUGUUAAUUAUCAAUAUUGUUAUUUUUGUAGCGGCCUGUUGUGCAUGCCACCAUGCUGCUGGGCCCGGAGGAAUCAGUUCUGAGUCUCCGGUGCAUCAUUGAUUCUGUUAGGUUCUAGUGUUCUGUCUUGUUUUGUGUUAAUUACAGCAUUGUGCUAAUUUAAAGACUUCAGCCUUGGCAAAGCCAGCUCCAGUGCUGCAGGCCUCCAAAUUCCCUAGCUAGCUGCCAAACCAAAAUGGUCACCUCCACGGUCACCACCAGCCUAGCUGAGGCAUCUGAACCGGGCAGGACCCUUGAGGCCCACUGUGUUCAUGGUGAUGGGUGAGGGUCUGGCCAAAAGGCCAAAGGCUGGUGGUGGGUCCACGGAGUCUGCCCUGUGACAUGAAAGGCUUUGAAGGGGCUCUGGCUGGUGGCCAGGUUGGGUUUGUGUAUUUCUGGUUGACAUACCAUGGCGCUUCCCAGCACGGACAUGUGACCAGCGUGGUCCAG
Molecule: messenger RNA, 3840 nt
Organism: Cricetulus griseus (Chinese hamster)
Lineage: Eukaryota; Metazoa; Chordata; Mammalia; Rodentia; Cricetidae
Source: RefSeq, a predicted model, not a curated record